Molecule: messenger RNA, 3521 nt
Organism: Chlorocebus sabaeus (green monkey)
Lineage: Eukaryota; Metazoa; Chordata; Mammalia; Primates; Cercopithecidae
Source: RefSeq, a predicted model, not a curated record
CCUCCGACUUUGGCCUGCCAAAGUGCUGUGGUAACAGGCAUGAGCCACUAUGCCCAGCCUAAAUGUAUUAUUUCUAUCUUUUGCAUGUUUUUCCCUCAGGAAGAUGUAUUGUUACUAGGCCGUGAAACUGGCUGGUGACCUCACAGAAGAAUACAAAUAUUUUGAGUUCAAAUGUAAGCUUCGCCACUUACUAGUUCCAUGACUUCAGGCAAAUCAUUCUGUGAGCAUAAUCUUUUAAAAUGGGAAAUAGGCCUUUCUUGCAGGAUUGCUGUGGAGAUUGACAAUAAUAAAUGUGUAACACCAGCAAUACAGUGCAUACCCAAUAAAUGAUAGUUCUAAAAUGGGGUUUGGGAUUAUCUGGUACUUUAGAUGUUUUAAUGUCAGUGGUGGUUGUUUCCCUAUUCCUCCCCAUUGUUUCUCUCUGUUACCACCUGCGCCACCCCAUUUGUAUGGUUCCUCUUUUGUAUUGUGGGUAAUUUGGUUAAAAGUUUACUAAUUUAGCUUACUUUUAUUUUGAUAGGUAACACAUACAAAUGGUCCAAAAGCAAAAUUGCAAUAGACUAAAACCAUGAAAAGUAGUCUCUCAAGUCUCCCCAGAUCAGCCAUAGUUACUAGUCUUUUGGUGUUUUCCUCGUGCUUAUGAUUUAACAAAUGUAUACAAAUAGUUCUAACCUCUCUUCUCCCCAAAAGUGACCUAAUUUAAACUCCAUUCACUACCUUGCUUUUACCUUUUUUUAAUGACGUUAGCACGCAGAUUUUAAAAGUGGGCAGCUCAGUCACAAAGUGAGCACAUACAUAGCUACUACCCAGGUAAGGAAAUCAGAUACCACUAGCACUAGCUAAGACACUAGCAAAGUCUGUGUCCUCAGUCAUUCCCCCUCCCUUGAGAAAACCACAUCCUGAUUUCUAACACCAUCAAUUUGUUUUGCCUGCUUUGAAGUUGGCAUAAAUGGCAUAUGUAUUCUGCUGUCUAGCUUCUGUCAGUAUUUUGAGGCUCAUCCAUGUUACAGUGUAUGGCUAGUUCAUACUUUUCAGCUUUGUAUAGAUUUUCUACCUUACUCCUCACUCUUCAUAUCUUUCAGAUGUUUCUGUAUCAUUACAUGAACUAGAGUUUUCUGUCUACUUUUUAAUAGUGCAGAGUGUUAGUUCUUAGUACUGUGUUUAACAUGGCCUCCUCUUUUACUAAUUUGUAAUUAGUGUUACUCUGCUAACAUUUUCCUUUAUUUCAACAUAGUUUUUCGUAAUUGAUAACAACUGUUUAAUUUUAUUUGUCAUAAUUUAUUAAAAUACUUUCCUUAGAGGAAUUUAUGGAGUAAUCACAAAUAUGAAGUAAUACUUACCCCUGCGUUUUCCCAGUGAGAAGAUUCAAGACAUGUUCUGGUUAAGCUGACUAGAUAAAUUUGGAGGGGAAUAGGGAUUAUUUUAUCAGUUUUCCUGUAGAUAUCAUCAUCUAAGUUGAGAGUUAACCUUCUGAAUUGUAUUUGCUAACAUGAUAAACUUUACCCCAAACCACAAAUAACUAUUUACAUACUAUAAGAACAGUUGAUUUUUGUCUUUUAUGUGCAUCUGAUGUCCAUAACCUGACCAUUUAUUGUAUUAUUUCAAACGAUUUUUAAAAGUGCCUUAUUUGCAGUGCUACCAAGCAUUUAUGAUUGGGAGGUCAUACCCCCUGAAAUAAUGAUCAAAUAUUUGUUGUUUUUACAGCUGAUUCUGUCAGAUCAUUUAUGAUUAAUGUGUAAAAAAAAGAUGGACGUGUCUUCUGCAAACUGCUUUGUUGUUCAAAAUAAGAUAAAUUGAGCUAAUUAUUAAUAUCACAGAUAAAUUUACAAGUAGCUUUUGAAACAAUUCCUUGAAUGAUAAAAAAUUCAGUAACUCAAUUCUGGACUAAAGGAAAUCAUCAAGUCUUAAGUUCAGCAGAGCCACUUCUACCAUCCCUCAUUUCUAUACUUACUGGGUUCAGUGUACUAUUUAAAUCUGUUACUAAAGUAGUUAACAAGUAGAAAAAUACAGAGAGAAAUUGUUCUCUGACUAGACAAAUAAGUGGCAAAGAGCACAAACUGGAUGGUAAUGUAAAUGCUGCAGGUUAUUAUGGUAGCUAGUCAUUACAACACUAAUCAGCAUUUAAAAAAAUCUUGGUGGACUACAUAUUAAGAGAAGAAACUAAUUAUUUUCUAUUUAUGUUUUGAAAGCCUUCCACAGUAAAAUAAGAAUUCCAGUGGAAACUACUUGCCAGUUACUAGCUAGAAUUUAAAGUAACCUAACUGGGAUGUUUACCUUGAAAAUCUAGCUCACACGUGUUAUAAUCUUUGGAUGCUCUUCCAAGAGUCACAUGUCCAAACCAUCCAGAUGCAAUUUUAGUGGAGGACUACAGAGCCGGUGAUAUGAUCUGUCCUGAAUGUGGCUUGGUUGUAGGUGACCGGGUUAUCGAUGUGGGAUCUGAAUGGCGAACUUUCAGCAAUGACAAAGCAACAAAAGAUCCAUCUCGAGUUGGAGAUUCUCAGAAUCCUCUUCUGAGUGAUGGAGAUUUGUCUACCAUGAUUGGCAAGGGUACAGGAGCUGCAAGUUUUGAUGAAUUUGGCAAUUCUAAGUACCAGAAUCGGAGAACAAUGAGCAGUUCUGAUCGGGCAAUGAUGAACGCAUUCAAAGAAAUCACUACCAUGGCAGAUAGAAUCAAUCUACCUCGAAAUAUAGUUGAUCGAACGAAUAAUUUAUUCAAGCAAGUAUAUGAACAGAAGAGCCUGAAGGGAAGAGCUAAUGAUGCUAUAGCUUCUGCUUGUCUCUAUAUUGCCUGUAGACAAGAAGGGGUUCCUAGGACAUUUAAAGAAAUAUGUGCCGUAUCACGAAUUUCUAAGAAAGAAAUUGGUCGAUGUUUUAAACUUAUUUUGAAAGCACUAGAAACCAGUGUGGAUUUGAUUACAACUGGGGACUUCAUGUCCAGAUUUUGUUCCAAUCUUUGUCUUCCUAAACAAGUGCAGAUGGCAGCUACCCAUAUAGCCCGUAAAGCUGUGGAAUUGGACUUGGUUCCUGGGAGGAGCCCCAUCUCUGUGGCAGCGGCAGCUAUUUACAUGGCCUCACAGGCAUCAGCUGAAAAGAGGACCCAAAAAGAAAUUGGCGAUAUUGCUGGUGUUGCUGAUGUUACAAUCAGACAGUCCUAUAGACUUAUCUAUCCGCGAGCCCCGGAUCUGUUUCCUACAGACUUCAAAUUUGACACCCCAGUGGACAAACUACCACAGCUAUAAAUUGAGGCAGCUAACGUCAAAUUCUUGAAUACAGAACUUUGCCUGUUGUAUACAUAGCCUAUACAAAAUGCUGGGUUGAGCCUUUCAUGAGGAAAAACAAAAGACAUGGUACGCAUUCCAGGGCUGAAUACUAUUGCUUGGCAUUCUGUAUGUAUAUAUACUAGUGAAACAUAUUUAAUGAUUUAAAUUUCUUAUCAAAUUUCUUUUGUAGCAAUCUAGGAAACUGUAUUUUGGAAGAUAUUUGAAAUUGUGUAAUUCUUGAAUAAAACAUUUUUCAAAACU